CAAUAACAGGGGAGCGCACACAGCCUGCGGCGAGAGCGCACAGGGAGGGGAGGAUGGUCUCUCCCUCUCUUUCUCCCUCCCCUCGCCGUCUCUCCCUUAAUCCCAUUUGCCAUUGUACAUGCCCAAUCGCCUAUACUUUCCACAUUUAACUUGGAUGACAUUUUUAUUUCAUCAUUAGCAUCAGACGCCAGACUGACUGACACAGUGGACACAGAUUGCGUUUUGACGGAAGACUCCGGGAUGAGACAUGUUCAUGUUUUUGCGCGUCUAUUCUUAAGCUCUCAAACAAUUUGUUUGAUCACUUUUUCCAGCCGGGAAGGACGCGUGUUUUGACGCGUAGCCAGGGUGUGAAAUCGACUUUAAGAGAACAACUGAACAGCGACUUUACGCAACCAGGAUAGCCUCGGUCUGUCAGUCACUCGUGCUUUUUUUUUCUUCGGUAAAAAACAAACAAACAAAAAAAUCCUGCUUCCGUGGUCCUCCACGUUCAGACCUCUACAGCAGCGAUGCCAGAGACAACGCAAGAGACGUGCGCUCCGGCCAAGGAUUCGCCUUUCUUCAUUAAGAACCUGCUGAACUGUGACAGCAAACCGCCCAAGCCCAAGCCGGUACUGACCGCCGCCAAGGCGGUGUUGGAGGGAGGAUUUUCCCUUUCUCAGGUUGGGGAAUUCAACUUCCCACGCUUCGACUUGCCCGCGCAGAGGUUCAGCCUCCCGGCCCACUACCUGGAGCGAACGUCGGCGUGGUGGUACCCCUACACCCUCAGCUCAGCCGCGCACCUGCACAGAAGCGAAGCUGCAGAGAAGCCAGCCGCCAGGGACUCCUCUCCGACGUCGGGCACAGACAGAGACUCCCCGGACCUGGUGCUCAAAUCCGAGCCGGACGCCAAAGACGACGACGAAGACGACGAGCACAACAACAACAAGAGCAGCGACGAGAUCAUCCUGGAGGAGAGCGACACCGACGAGGCCAAAAAGGACGAGCUGGAGGAGUGGAAGAAGAGGGACGAGGACAAGAAGCCGUGCCGCAAGAAGAAGACGCGCACCGUGUUCUCCCGGAGCCAGGUGUUCCAGCUGGAGUCCACCUUCGACAUGAAGCGCUACCUGAGCAGCUCGGAGCGCGCCGGCCUGGCCGCGUCCCUCCACCUGACGGAGACCCAGGUCAAGAUCUGGUUCCAGAACAGGAGGAACAAGUGGAAGCGGCAGCUGGCGGCGGAGCUGGAGGCCGCCAACCUGAGCCACGCCGCGGCGCAGAGGAUAGUCCGGGUGCCCAUCCUCUACCACGAGAACUCGGCCUCUGAGGGCGGGGGCGCGGCCGCCAGCGUGCCCGUGAGCCAGCCGCUGCUCACCUUCCCGCACCCCGGCGUCUACUACUCCCACCCCAUAGUCACGUCUGUGCCGCUGCUCAGGCCGGUUUGAAAGCGGCCGAGCUUUGUGGCACAGGGGCGCACCGGUUUAUUCUAAAAAAAAAAAGAUUAAGAAUAGACAAUAUUUUUUUAUACAACAGUGAGGAAAAAGAAAUAGGAAAAGACUGUCUCUGUCAGGCAAACAAGGACCUAUUUUGGCAAAAUAAAUCGUGUCAAUUUCCACAAGGGUAUACCGUUUACACAUGAUCCAACGUUACUGAUAUUAGAAUUCUAACGAUCACCUCAGGAGUCCAUUCACAGAUACUGCCUGACGAGUGUUUUCUUUCCUUGUUUUCACCCCCCCUGACCGUUGCAGGACAGGCCAACUCUGUGUGGUGUACAAAAAAAAAACCCGACCUUGUUUACAAAGAACUGGCGCUUCCUGUUCGUCAUUUGAUUUUAUUUGACUUUUCCACCACUGAUGGCAGAUGAUGUGCAAUACACUGACACUGUGCUGUGAAUGCAUGGUUCCACUGACCGGGAAACAACAGCUUGUUUCCCGGAGUUUCCAUGUCGGAGUACAGAUUAAGCUUGUGAUGUUUUUUAUUUUAUUUUAAAUCUUUUUCUUUUCAUUGUCCUUUUCCUUUUAAAGCGCUUGACCGGGGACAAUCAAGACACUGUAGAGCUGUAAAAUAUCAAUGUAGCUUUAUGCUUUCGUAACUCUUUCUGUCGCUCCUUCUACACGGACACGUCUUUAGAGCACAAGUCUUUGGGUUUUUAAACAGGAGGUGUAAAAAAAGAAAAUCGUCUACACUGGUGUAAAAAACAUGUAAAUGUAUAUAUUUAAUGAGGCGCGGGGAGAGGGGAGUCCUCACACGGCUUCUCCUUUGUAUCAUAAAAAACGACGUUUUGAUAUUGUAUUGCUGAACCAUGUUGUGAAAUAAAUGG
Messenger RNA from Menidia menidia (Atlantic silverside), 2293 nucleotides. The record is from the annotation of a GenBank genome assembly. Lineage: Eukaryota; Metazoa; Chordata; Actinopteri; Atheriniformes; Atherinopsidae.